GUCGCCUCCGCUGGAGUUCCAAAACUUACUGAUACCUCCGUUGGCAUUCAGCCAGACAAAGGUAAUUGUGGCAGAUGGACUUGUUCGUUAUAUAGCUGCGUGUUGCACCCGUCUCGGUGUUAUGCUAGCGACAUUCCUGUGUACAGACGGCAGAGGAUACUUACGACACAUGACACAUCCAUGAUCGUCGUCCGCCGUGUCAGCCUUGUGCCAACCUUGUGUCUCUUAUUUGUACAACGGCUCCGGAGCUUUCUGGUAUUGCUUCGCUCUCUCGACUCAUUAUUCCCCCCUUCUUUUCAGAAGGACCAGGCCCUCACUACGUCGCAAUGGCUGAAGAACCACAGCCGAUGUCAAUUCAGCAGCGAAUUGCUGCUCUGAACAAAGUCCAUAUUGGACAGGGCUUGAACGGCAGUCGGCCAACAUUUCGCUUGCAGCCAGCUUCACAUCUAUCAUCUCAACCUGCUGCUCUGGAGAGAGGCGAAUUGCCCGAUGAUCAAGGGAAAGUGGUGGUUCACCACCCGAAUUUCCCUCCUCCGCCACAGCCUUCCACUGCUGCUAGCGCCAGCAAUGGGACAAAUCUCAGGGUCCCACCGCCGCUACCGGCCCGGAAACUAUCAACUUCAUCUGCUCCACCUCCGGCAUUGCCUCCCCGCAUACCAUCUGGUAGGAGGAAUUCCAGAGAAUCGCUAGCUUCCGACACGUCCUUAUCUACAACCACGACCACCACGUCUGCAAGUGCGGGAACCAGGACACCGGGAACAUCGUCAACUACACCUGAUGCCUGUCUACAUCCUGUGCGUGCGCCGCCGUGGAAUGCAAAGGACCCGGUACCUUUGCCUCCAAAGAGGGAACAGACUAAAGCCGUCAUAGAUUCCUGGAGUUCAUCUAAGCCUAAGCUCCCAUCGCCUUUUCUAAAGACAAAAACUAUGCCUGCACGGCCAGCGCAGCCCACUCGAACGGUUUCGAGCAACAAUAAUGUGCGAGGUAAUGGUCACCUGGCAUCUCAAUCAUCACCCCAAAUUCCCCGGAAUCUGCCCCCUCGGCCGAGUCUACCUUCUAGAUCAUCAUCGAGCAAUAACGAUGCUGCCUCUUCUCCAGCUGCGGUGCAACCGCCAUUAACAGACGACACCACAAAGCCGCAGAGUGCAGCAUAUGAAGCUCGCACCAAGUUACCGAUUAAGAAACCCCCACCUCCGCCCGUUUCAGUGGAAACGCUCCGACGGACGGGACUUACAGCUAUGUGGAAAAGUUUUGACACUCCAGAUGAGUCGGCUGUGUCUGCCCAUAACAACUCCAACAGUCCAGAAGCAGUGAAACCCCCGGAAGAUGUGCCGCCACCGGUGCCACUGGCAUCACGCCCUGAUCUCUCCAAGAUUCUAGCCACAAAACCUCGACUCCAGUCCUCUAGUUCUUCAAACGCUGGGUCGACAGUGGCCUGUUUGAAAUGCCGUGAUUACUCAGCCCCAGAUGCGCACGCAGCUAGAUUUCCACGAGAGUCCCUUCCAACUUAUGACCUUCGUUGGCUGGCAAAUGAGCUAACAACGCCAUUUCCUUCGUUGACCGACAAGGCUAGAGUGAUAUUUACCUGGCUGCAUCACAACGUAUCAUACGAUGUAUAUUCCUUUUUCAACAAUUGUGUGAAGCCGUCCACUCCUGCCAAUACACUCGCCACCGGGUUAGCAGUAUGCGAGGGAUACGCUGGAUUAUUUACAGCCCUGGCAACCCACGCUGGGAUGGAAUCCUUAGUGGUUUCCGGUCACGGUAAGGGCUUUGGGUUCCAGGAUUUGGCUCCAGGGUCUGCACUCCCACCCUUUAAAGCCAGUCAUGCCUGGAAUGUGGUCAGAAUCGACAAUGGCCAGUGGAAGUUGAUCGACCCGUGCUGGGGCGCUGGACAUGUCCAGGGCGCUGGCCAACCAUACGUCAAAGAAUUCAACCCCGCGAUGUUCACGGAUACUAACGACGAGUUUGGCCUGCGACAUUUUCCUUCCAACAAAAACCAAUUCUACCGGGAUGAUGGGAGAUCUGAAAUCAGUUGGGAAGAAUACUUGCUUCCUCCCACACAUCCAAUGAUAUACUCGGACGCCAAGAGAUAUCACAUCGGGAGGCGCACUUUCCAACCAGCGACAAAUCGGAUCUCCGUUCAUCAGCCGGGGCCGAUCCGCUUCCAGUUCAGUCUGAUCUGCCCUCAUUGGACGCUGGAACAUCACAGUAAAAAUGCCGCCGGAUUCUUUCUUCUGAACAUUCACGGGAUUGACGGCCGGCGAGACGAGCAUAUUCCAUUCAACCAUGUGCGGGGUUCGGGACCCGGUGGCGGUGGUGACGUGUGGUACGUUGAUAUUGCAGACCCCAGGGUUCUAGGCGCUCCGGGACAGUCUGUGCAGGUUAUGGUCCUCACUAGCUUUGGAGAUCGAAAGGACCCGCGAGGGUUGACUCCUCAAGAAUAUCGGGAGAAGACUGGCCGAGUGGGUAUGGCGUGGGCUGGAAUUGCACAGUGGGAGCUCAUUUGACGCGUUGCGGUCAUUUUACUUCUAAAUCUACAGUCUCGACUGAUAGUCUAGACUGAUUUUGCCCCCGAUAUUAUUUUUAAUACUCCGCAUUGGUUUUCAUGACUGGAGAUGGCAAAUGAUAUUAUUGUUAGAAUGGUUGUACAAGCGGUGCAUGUUAUGAAUAAUUGAUGAGUGCAUGACAUGUACAGAUAACGGUUAAAGCAUACAGCAUAGGAAUUGAUGAUGUAUUAGGUAGCUGGCUUGAAAUUGGGUAGGGCUAACUAGUUAGCACAUAUGAUUAUGUAAUUUCCGGACGUUCCACCAGAGCAGCCUCUAUAGUAUCAGGCACUUCAUCCGCUAGCAUUCAAUACAGAUCGCAGCGCUCUGCAUCAAGUUAAGUCUCGAAGGGGACCAAAGCAGUUCACGUCGUGAUCUGAGGAGCUGAAGGUGAUGGAGUACUCGGUCCGAUCCGUUUCACGCAAGCCUGGGUUGCACUCUUUCAGGCCUUUCGUGACAUAAAAAAUUUCUUCGUCGGGGACGGGGUUCUUGGGUAAAUCCUGGGUAGAUUAUUAGUUAUUCUGAGAGGGGAUUGUUUGCUAUGUGCAUAGUGGUAGUAGACGCUCAGUGUAGGCAGAUACGGUACCUGUGAG
Monascus purpureus is the source of this 3136-nucleotide messenger RNA. Lineage: Eukaryota; Fungi; Ascomycota; Eurotiomycetes; Eurotiales; Aspergillaceae. The record is from the annotation of a GenBank genome assembly.